Messenger RNA from Gigantopelta aegis, 7035 nucleotides. Its product is annotated as macrophage mannose receptor 1-like. Gene Ontology annotation, molecular function: signaling receptor activity. Lineage: Eukaryota; Metazoa; Mollusca; Gastropoda; Neomphalida; Peltospiridae. The record is from RefSeq and is a predicted model, not a curated record. The transcript is spliced from 44 exons. Bases 67 to 6144 code for a protein of 2025 amino acids.
CGCUAUUCCCCCGUUGUAACUAGAGAAGUUCCGCUCGAAGCCGAGGUCGUACUAACUCAAAUUAAAAUGUCCUACCGAUUCGCCAGUUUUCUCUUGUUGUGUUCUUGGAGUUCUUACUGGGCCAGUGCCCAGGUAUGUCCCUACGGUUGGAUAGACCGGCCCAAUAGCGACAGUUGUUACUUAGUGACGACGGCAGAAACCCGCUACAAAUGGCGGGAGGCCACCCUCCGGUGCCAAACCCACGACGCCCAUCUGUUUACAAUCAAUGAUGAUGCGGAGAAGACGUUCAUCAUCAGCAAACUUCGCCAACUGUCGCAAGUACACCAGGAUGUAAUUGACUGGUGGACGGGGCUGGUCAACCGAGGGGACGGGAAACGAUGGGUGUGGUCUGAUGGAAGCACAGUCAACAUGACAUUCAUCCCGUGGAAGGGCCAGCGCCCCACGGCGACGAACAACAAGAUGCAGUGUACGACAAUCAACAUGCUUCAGUUCCAAACGACCGGCUGCCUAGCUUGGAAACGAAUCUUGUGUGAACGCUCUAAAAGUAUACCUCUCACGUGUGACGACUCGCAACAAUGGGAAGCUGUGAACGGAUCGUGUUACAAGGCGUUCAGCGGCAAACUCACUUUCACUGACGCAAGUUUAUCGUGUCAAAAAUACAGCGCGCAGCUUCCGACAGUUGACAACUGGGACACCCAGGUUUACUUGUGGGACAAAACACGAAACAUCGGCGGAAAUAUCUGGUCAGGUCUUUACUCAGACCUAGAGGGAAAGUCGAUAACGUGGAAAUGGAUAAAUGGAGACGAUUUUACUGGACAGAAGUUCUGGGCCCCCAACAAUCCAGGAAACAUCCGGUAUGCUAUCUCAGACAUUACUGGACAAAACAGUCAACAUGAUGUCCAUGCGAACAACACGUGUGUUGAGAUCAGCCAGACCAAGAGAGCGCGCAGACUGUACUCGUGGUACGUGACGCCCUGUGACUCACUUCUGCAGUACGUGUGCCAGAAACCCCAGGGUGUGUGUUCAGAAGGGUGGCUACAGCAUCAGACGCUAUGCUACAAGUUCAACCCGACAUACAGCUUGUCCUGGCCAAAAGCCAAACAGUACUGUGAGGGCCAAGGGGGAGAACUCGCUCGAAUAACUUCGCCAGCGCACCAGGCGUUUAUAAACCAAUAUCUGGGACAGCAGGCUGAAAUCGGCUUCGACAGACUCUGGAUUGGCAUCUCUGAUAACGGAAACAACGCAGGACCAUUCACGUGGUCAAACCUGACUGGUUUGGGUUCUUUUUUAAACUGGGCCACCGGAAACCCCGUCAACAAACCCGGAACUCAGGACUGUGCAUUUAUAGACACACGAGACUUGAAAGGGAAGUGGCAGACAACUGGUGACUGUACACAAGUGAACUCUUUUAUCUGUUCUAUACCAGUUAACUCCCCUGUGAAAAAAAUCGCAACACCCGCACCUCACUUCAACUGUGAUCCUGGCUGGGAUGUGUUCUCGGACCAAUGUUUCCUCUUCAACGACACCGACCUGUCCUGGGUGGACGCCAGGGGGGCGUGUCAGGGAGCGGGGGCGGACCUGACAGUCAUUCUCAACUCACAGACGCAAGCGUUCGUCAACGGCAGAAUCCAAGGAGGCGACUACUGGAUUGGACUAAACGACAGGGCGGUGGAGGGCACGUUCAGGUGGCUCGACUCUACAGACAAGCUGACGUUCAAACACUGGAAUAGCAAAGAACCUAACAACAUAAACAGCGAGAACUGCGUGGGUAUUCUGGGCAAAUGGGGAGCCAACCAGAACGGGAAAUGGAACGACUACCAGUGUCAUAAGAAAUAUCGCUAUAUCUGCCAGAAGCACGCCAACAACGGCGGAGUUACUCUGAUGACGUCACCCACACCACCAACAUGGAGUGCAAAGUGUGGUGCAUUCUGGGAAGAAAGUCCCCACUCAGAUUACUGUUACCAGUUCAGCGAGAAGCUGCUGACGUACAUGGACGCUCGCGACGUGUGUAGACACAGGGGCGGAACGCUGGCCAGCAUAACAUCGCUACAGGAGCAGUACUAUAUAUCCGGUCGAAUGAGGGGCGUCACUGUGACCGCUAUGUGGAUUGGCGCCAACGACCGGAGCCAGGAGGCAGGCUGGAAGUGGGAAGACGGGUCGCCGUUUGCCUUCUUUAACUGGGACGCAGGGGAACCCAACGACUACGGCCAAGAAGAAGACUGUGCGAGUAUCCUGGUGACGACGUCCUACUGGAACGACUACAACUGUCACAGGAGAAACGGCUUCAUCUGCAAGAAACUCGGCACAGCCACUGGAACAACGACUGUGACAACAUCGCCGGUGACGGUGCCAGCCGGAUGGUCGUACGGAUGUGACAGUGGGUGGAAGAGCUACCUCAAUGCUUGUUUUCUCAUUGUGCGCAAGCCAGUCACGUGGUCAGAUGCUCGCGCAGACUGCAGAGCUAAUGGUGGAGACCUCGCUAGCGUGUACAGCAAGGAAGAAAACAACUUUCUUAUGAGUCAAAUUCCAAAACGCAGUAACGAUGCGAUGUGGCUGGGACUCAACGACAGACAGAUGCAGAUGAACUUCAAAUGGACGGACGGAAGUAAAGUCGUCUAUACGAACUGGGCUGUCUCGGAACCCAACAACUACGGCGGACUACACGAAGAUUGUGUUCUCAUGUUCUCGGCGUCGGGUCAAUGGAAUGAUCAUGUUUGUGAUUACAACGCCCAAGGUUACGUAUGUAGACGUCACAAGCAAAUAUUAUCAACAACUGUACAGCCGGCAUAUUCUGUUGGAUGCCCAAAGGGUUCGUUUGGCUACGAGGCUCAGUGUUAUACUUUCCAUACCUCCCCGUUGUCCUGGAGCGCCGCAGAAAACGUGUGCAAAAGUAAACAAGGUCACCUUGCGACAGUUACUGACAGUUCAACAAAGUGCCUCAAUGAUAAUAUAUUUUACAUAACUAUAUAUGCCGCAAUAAAUACAGAAAGAAAGAAAGAAAGAAAGAAAGAAAGAGAGAAAAAACAAACUAAAAGAAAUCACAAAAAAAAAAAAAAAAAAUCCCCCGAAACAAACAAGAAACAAAUUAAUGUUGUUGAAUAUAUGGUCGGGUUUCUACUCAGGUAUAUCCAGGCGUUUGUGGCGGCGGAGCUGGUGAACCGUGACGACGUCUACUGGAUCGGACUGUCCGACAGCGCCACGCCCGGACACUACUACUGGGCGAGCAACGUGAGCGUCACCUACACGCCGUGGGGCAGGGCGCACAACGGAAGCGAACGAAACACCUGUGUUGCCAUGACAACUCUACGACCGGUGGGACUGUGGCAGAAUGUUGACUGUAGUGUAAAGAAGCCGUAUAUCUGUGAGACAUUAAGAGAGGGGUUCACCACUCCCACCCCCACCACCACCCCACCCACCACGGCCUAUGUCAGCUGCCCUAAGUUUUGGCACGCCCACAAUGAUUACUGUUAUAGGGGAGAUCAGCAAACUAGCGGUACAUCAAAGUCGUGGGUUGAUGCCCGGGACUACUGCAGAGGACUGGGCGGUGACCUGGCCAGCAUACACGACGAGACGACCAACGCGUUUAUUCUGAACACCGUCUUAAGGUAUUCUUAUAGAGGCAACUUUUGGAUUGGACUCAAUGAUCUAGAUUCGGAGACAAGUUACAAAUGGUCGGACGGUUCGGCGUUCGUGUACGCCAAAUGGUACCCCGGAGAGCCGAAUAAUAGCCAUGACAACGAAGACUGCGUGGAAGUAAACAAAUUCACGAAGAGUUGGAACGACAAUAACUGCUUUAUAGCUAGAAGCUUUAUAUGUCAGAUCCGCAGAGGAAUGACGAUUCCGACAACCACGCUGAAACCGACGACUCCCACAAUCAUGUGUGCUGACAAGGGCUGGAUGUCGCACGGCGGCUACUGCUACUACGUCAGCAAACCGUACGGCGUGGGCGUCAAGAAGACGUGGUUCAGUUCCAGACGGUUCUGUAUGGCGGCAGGAGGCGACCUCCUCAGCAUCAACAGCAGGGACGAACACAACUACAUCACCGCCAUGAUAAGCAAGUCAUCUACCUUGAAGUACUGGACUGGACUUAACGUGCUCGGUGUUUCCAGCUAUCGGUGGUCCGAUGGUAAUCCAGUUAACUACUAUGCCUGGAAUGCAAAUGAACCGAACGAUGCAUUUGGCGGACAGAAGUGUGUGGACAUGUACAGUACUAGCGGUCUAUGGAAUGAUGACAGUUGCAUGGACAUGAAUGGUUUCAUCUGCAAGAAAUUAAAUGCGACAUCCACACCUAAAAUACCAGUACCCACCCCCUUGAUACACGGCGGCUGUCCGUCCGGGUUUACACACAGUAUAGGAAACACGUGCUUCUAUAUUGGCGGACUAAACGUAAGUACCAGUCGAUCAUGGGAAGCGGCGAGGAAUGCCUGCAGGGCAAUGAGCGGCGGCAACAAAAAAUCUGAAAUUGCAACAAUUAGCAACUACGAAGCACAAGCUUUCCUCAUCACACUAGUCAAGAACGUGACGGCUCCCCUAUGGAUCGGACUAAAUGCACGCAACACAGCCUAUCGUCAUGGUUACUUCGUCUGGCAAGAUAACAGUGAAGUGUCCUAUACCAACUGGGCUAAAGGCGAACCUAACAACAUAUAUGGCUACAUGACGUCCCAGUGUGUGGAGAUGUACACGACCAAAGGCAAGGUCGGGCAGUGGAACAGCGAAGGCUGUACUCGAACACGUGGAUAUAUCUGUCAGACAGUUAAAGAUUCGGCUGUACCUACAGCUGCCCCCUCUACGACGUCGUGCACGUCAGGUUACACGUCGUACGGUUCGAGCUGCUACCGUGUUUUCACUCAGAGAAAGAUAUGGCUGGAUGCGGAAAUGACGUGUCAUAACGCGUCUGGAAACCUGGUCUCGAUAAACGACGUCUACGAACAGUCGUAUAUAGACACACUGGUCAGUGAGAACAGCAAGCUCACGCACAGUCCAGUGUGGAUAGGACUCUCCGAUUCCAAGAUGAAAGGUGUGUAUACCUGGUCCGACGGUUGGCCAGUGUGGUAUACUAGGUGGGGUCAAGAUGAACCGACAAGGGCGACAGACGAAGGGUGUGUCGCACUGCAGGCUUUGAAAUGGAACGACACGACCUGCAGCCUGAAGUAUCCGUUCAUCUGCGAAAUUAACUCAGUGAAGCCUCCACCAACCACCCCCGUGCCCCCGGGAUACUGCUCUAACAGUAAGUGGCAUGCUUUCGGCGACUUCUGCUACCUGGCCUUCCCGGCGGACAGCAAGUCAUGGCCCGAGGCUCGCUACAUGUGCACACACAGGGGCAUGCAGCUAGUCAGCAUUCACAGCCAGGAGGAGCUGGACUUUGUGCUGCAGCUUGUGAAGGACUCGACAACCACCUCGAGAUUCGGCUUCGUAUUCCACAGGCCCAAUGUCUGGCUGGGCCUGACGAAUGCGUUAAGAGCUGGUUUUGAGUGGGUGGAUGGGUCACCGACUAACUUCCUGAAAUGGUCGAAAGGAGAACCGUCUGACUCGGCCACCGGGAGCUCCCAGCACGAGGAAUGUGUGGAGAUGUACAGGUCAAACGGACAGUGGAAUGACCUGGACUGCAUGCAGAACCGAGGAUACGUCUGUAAAACUAUGAAAACAUUCCCUUCAACUUCAACAUCAACAUCAACAUCAACUUCAACAUCAACAUCAACAUCAACAUCAACAACUGUUUUGACCACCACAACCAUGAGGCCUUCAACGCGACGUCAGACCACACGUCAUCAGAAUCCACAAACGCCAGCAGCAGCAGUGACAACCAAGAAGACACACGUUCCCUUCACAUUUAGACCACUGACCUGGCCCCAGCCGUACUCCCCCAGACACCUUCCACAGAGGCAGCAUGCGGAUUCCGGCGGGUUAACGAGGGGUCAAGUUGCCGGGAUCAUCAUAGGCGUGGUCGGGUUCUUGAUCAUCGUGUGUUCCGUGCUUGUUAUAUUCAAGAGGAGGACACACGCUGCAACUAUGUCGUCUGCUGGGGGCUUUGAUAAUGCACUGUUUUCCAAGGACGAGGACCACGUGACUGUAUCCAAUGGAACUGGCAGCAGCUCCCAUAAUGUGAUGUCUGAGAAUGAUGUCAGUGAUGCUGCCGAAUGUUGAAAUGAGAUAUUUCUAGAGGAAUGUGAAGAAAAACAAAACAAAAGGGUUUCUUGUGUGUUUGCCAGCAUCAUUCCCAUGUGCUACAUUUCAUCGUCGUGUGUGUUUUAAAAAAAAUAAUUGAUAAGUUGGCUGGGUUAUUGGUUUUCACAGAUGACAUCAUAUUACCCAUACUGUAUUCGUCAUGGGUUUUUAGUGUCAAAUGGCGUGCGUAUUGGUGCAAUAGGUUCGAAUCCCGUCAGCAGACACUUGUGUUUUAUUACACAAAAAACCUCCUCAUAAAAAAUAAGCAACUUGAGGUGGGGGUUUUUUCCACAAAUAAUUUUUUUUCAUAGGAAUGUCGACUUAUUUUAACAAUAUUAAAAAUAUACAUUUGUACCAUACACAUGACUGUGUCCAGACAUCUGAGAUUUGAAAAUAUGCGUGAUUAAUUUAUCGGUUACGCAGAACCAAAUCCAUGCAACCCAUUUCGGUUUUGCGUAACCCGUUAUAUCCAUGCAAAUGGUGCUCAAAAUUUUGCGCGAACAAAAAAUUUUUUACGCAAAGGCCUGACUGUGCCAAAGACGCAAAAUAUCAGUACCAUAAAUGGUACAAAGACGGACAUCUAUUUUAUUGCAACUGCAUGAGCGUGUACAGGACAUUUUGUUUAUAGAAGGGGUUUAGACUGUGUCGAGAGCGAAGUUUACAGAGGUGUCGAGUCAUGCUCCCUAGAAAAAAUAUAUUGCAAACAUACUCCCAAAACAUUGCCCCUGUACACGCGCUUGUACUAUAAUUAAAAAUACGAGUAUAUCAUAUUGAUUAAACAUAGCUUGUGUUUUGCCAUGAUAAAAUUAAUCCUUCAUAUAAUGUUCACAAGAUAUUGACAGUUUUAAUAAACACAAAACCUAAAGGGAU